CUGUCUUUCGGGUUGGGUUGGGCUGGGCUCUGGAAUGUUGUCUGCAUUUUGUGAAAUUCAUAUUUAAUACGUAAUUGAGUUGGAUCGGUGCAGAGUACCGCAAGAGAGAGACAGGUGAUCGAUCGCUGCAGUCAUCGAUGGUGUUCUUCAGGAGCGUCACCGCGCUUUCCAAGCUCCGUUCCCGUCUCGGGCAACAGUCGACUCUCAGAGAUUCCGUCAGAUGGAUCCAAACGCAGAGCUCCACAGAUCUUGAACUUCGUUCUCAGCUGGCUGAAUUGAUUCCUGAACAACAGGAACGUCUGAAGAAACUCAAGGCAGAUUAUGGAAAAGUUCAACUGGGCAAUAUCACUGUUGAUAUGGUGAUAGGUGGAAUGAGAGGAAUGACAGGGUUGCUGUGGGAAACCUCCUUACUUGAUCCAGAUGAGGGAAUUCGCUUCAGGGGUUUGUCAAUUCCAGAAUGCCAGAAAGUAUUACCAGCUGCAAAGCCAGGUGGAGAACCUUUGCCUGAGGGUCUUCUGUGGCUGCUUUUAACAGGAAAGGUACCUAGCAAAGAGCAAGUAGAUGCAUUAUCCAAGGAAUUGAGGACUCGUGCCGUAGUUCCAGAUUAUGUGUAUAAGGCCAUUGAUGCUCUGCCUAUUACAGCACAUCCAAUGACCCAGUUUACCACUGGUGUCAUGGCCCUCCAGGUAGAGAGUGAAUUCCAGAAGGCAUAUGAAAAGGGGAUACAUAAAUCAAAGUACUGGGAGCCAACUUUUGAGGAUUCACUUAGCUUGAUUGCACAAGUGCCAGUAGUGGCUGCCUAUAUUUAUCGAAGAAUUUUCAAGGAUGGAAAAGUAAAACAGAUUGAUGAUUCUUUGGAUUAUGGUGCAAAUUUUUCACACAUGCUGGGUUUUGACGAUCCCAAGGUGCAUGAGCUCAUGAGGCUUUAUGUCACCAUCCAUAGUGAUCAUGAGGGUGGGAAUGUCAGUGCUCACACGGGACACUUGGUUGCUAGUGCACUUUCAGAUCCGUAUCUUUCAUUUGCAGCUGCUUUAAAUGGCUUGGCUGGCCCACUCCAUGGUUUGGCUAAUCAGGAAGUAUUGCUUUGGAUAAAAUCUGUGGUAGAUGAAGUCGGAGAGAAUGUAACUACCGAGCAGUUGAAAGAUUAUGUCUGGCAAACGUUAAAAAGUGGGAAGGUCGUUCCUGGUUUUGGACAUGGGGUCUUGCGUAAAACAGACCCACGAUACACAUGUCAAAGGGAGUUUGCAUUGAAACACAUGCCUGAUGAUCCGCUGUUUCAGUUGGUCUCCAAGCUUUAUGAAGUUGUGCCUCCCAUACUUACCGAACUAGGCAAGGUUAAAAACCCAUGGCCCAAUGUAGAUGCACACAGUGGAGUUCUGUUGAACCAUUUUGGUUUGACUGAGGCAAGAUAUUUUACUGUUCUCUUUGGUGUGUCGAGGAGUAUAGGGAUUGGUUCUCAGUUGAUAUGGGACCGAGCUCUUGGUUUGCCUCUCGAAAGGCCUAAAAGUGUUACGAUGGAAUCGCUUGAGAAUUUCUGCAAGAAAGCAGCUUCGUCUUGAGAAAUGGAGUGCUGUAUGAAAUCGCUUGUUUGAGUAAUAAUUGCUCCCGAUUGAUGGCUUUGUGAAGGAUGUAACGGUGGUGUAAAAAUGUCAGUUUCUGUUGGUUUUAGUUGAGAAAUUGUUCAAUGAAAACCUUAACACGCACACACUUGAGUAUUUUCAGCUACUUUGAAGGAAUUUUGAGGUGACAUAGGCGCAGGGGGUUUUGCUGCUCUUUUAAUAAACAGAUUGGAGCUAUUUCGAAUAAAUCGUAUAGUUUAAAGAUUUCCACAA
Messenger RNA from Pyrus x bretschneideri (Chinese white pear), 1832 nucleotides. Its product is annotated as citrate synthase, mitochondrial. The transcript is spliced from 19 exons. Gene Ontology annotation, cellular component: mitochondrial matrix. Gene Ontology annotation, biological process: tricarboxylic acid cycle; carbohydrate metabolic process; citrate metabolic process. Bases 138 to 1559 code for a protein of 473 amino acids. The record is from RefSeq and is a predicted model, not a curated record. Lineage: Eukaryota; Viridiplantae; Streptophyta; Magnoliopsida; Rosales; Rosaceae.